AUGUCUCAAUCUUCAAGUACAGUAGGGGUGCAUUAUAAAGUUGGUAAGAAAAUUGGUGAAGGAUCUUUUGGUAUUAUAUUUGAAGGUAUUAAUAUUUUAAAUAAUCAACAAGUUGCUAUUAAAUUUGAACCUAGAAAAUGUGAAGCACCACAAUUAAGAGAUGAAUAUAGAUCUUAUAGAAUAUUAAAUAAUACAAAAGGAAUACCACGAGCUUAUUUUUUUGGUCAAGAAGGUGUACAUUCAAUUUUAAUUAUUGAUUUAUUAGGUCCAAGUUUAGAAGAUUUAUUUGAUUGGUGUCAUAGAAAAUUUAGUAUAAAAACAGUAAUUCAAGUGGCUAAACAAAUGAUUGAAAGAGUUGAACUGAUACACGAACAUAAUUUAAUUUAUAGAGAUAUAAAACCUGACAAUUUUUUAAUUGGUAAACCAGUUGAUAAUCAAGACAACAAGGAGAACAUGAUUUAUGUUGUUGAUUUUGGAAUGGCUAAACAAUAUAGAGACCCCAAAACUAAAAUUCAUAUACCUUAUAGAGAAAAGAAAGCAUUAAGUGGUACUGCUAGAUAUAUGUCAAUAAAUACUCAUUUAGGUAGAGAACAACUGAGAAGAGAUGAUUUAGAAAGUUUAGGUCAUGUUUUUAUGUAUUUUUUAAGAGGUUCAUUACCAUGGCAAGGUUUAAAAGCACCAACAAAUAAACAAAAAUAUGAAAAAAUUGGAAUGAAGAAACAAACCACCUCCAUAAAUGAAUUAUGUUAUGGUUUUCCAAUACAAUUUGCACAAUAUUUAACUUAUGUACGAAAUUUAAAAUUUGAUGAAUUACCAGAUUAUAAAUAUUUAAUAAAUUUAAUGGAUAAAGCAAUGAUUCUUGCUAAUAUAAUAGAAGAUGGACAUUUUGAUUGGAUGGAUUUAAAUGGUGGUAAAGGAUGGGAUGCAGCAUUAAAUAAAAAAGCAAAUUUACAUGGUUAUGGUAAUGCACAUCCUCCAAUUAAUCAACAACAAGCUCAAAAAAGACAACAACAAUUACAACAGCAAUUAGAAAAUCAACAAAAUCAAUAUAAUCAACAAAGUACUACUAAUCAUAAGAAAACAUUAUCUAAUUCAAAUAUAAAUAUAAACCUGCUGCAACAACCUUUAUUAGGACUGGAUUCUAAUUAUGCUUCAAGAUUGAAAAAAUAUGGCUAUCAAUCAAUAUCAAAAGAUUCAAAAAAUGAAAGAUUUUUAAAUAAAACGAUAUCAUCAUCAUCAUCAUUAUUACCAGAUCAACAACAACAACAACAACAACAACAACAACAACAACAACAACAACUAUUAAAAAAACAAUGUGGUUAUACACAACUCCCGCAACAAUCUAACCAACAACAACAACAUUUAUUACAUCUGCAUCAAAAUCAAUAUGGGUUAAUAAAUGAUAGAGAUAAUGAAGAUUUACACUCCGAUACUUCAAGUUUUAAUAGAAAAUAUAAUCAAGGAUUUUUAUCAUGGAUAUUUUGUUGUUGUUAUUAG
Molecule: messenger RNA, 1497 nt
Organism: Insectozyma verbasci
Lineage: Eukaryota; Fungi; Ascomycota; Pichiomycetes; Serinales; Debaryomycetaceae
Source: the annotation of a GenBank genome assembly